Messenger RNA from Epinephelus lanceolatus (giant grouper), 4089 nucleotides. It is a transcript of the gene shc2, whose product is annotated as SHC (Src homology 2 domain containing) transforming protein 2. Gene Ontology annotation, molecular function: receptor tyrosine kinase binding. Lineage: Eukaryota; Metazoa; Chordata; Actinopteri; Perciformes; Serranidae. Gene Ontology annotation, biological process: cell surface receptor protein tyrosine kinase signaling pathway; intracellular signal transduction. Gene Ontology annotation, cellular component: plasma membrane. The record is from RefSeq and is a predicted model, not a curated record.
GAGGCAGGUGGGGUGUUGGUGGUGUCACAGCGCUUCUGAUGGUGGUUUGUUUGUGAGAAGGGGUUUCUGGUAAUGAGGUCUCCUGAUGAGUGAAAUGAAAUUGUUCUCUUAUUCAACCAUAGCUGCAGCUCGUUCGUGCUAUUCGAAGCAUUCACUUUGCUUUCCUCUAAAAGAAGUAAUUGGAAGUUCAUCAGGCUGGAUCUCUUCAUCCUGUUUCUCCUCAGUGCUUGACACAUAGUUAUCCCCCCUCUCAGCUCCUGCUCCAGGCGGCUCCUCCGGGCAUGCUCCUUAAGCCAAAGUAUGGCCGCUUCCGCAACGAAUCUGUGACCUCCUCCGACGACCUGAUGCAGAGCUUAGCCAUGAGUGGCAAAGUUGUGGCCACACCGGUGGUCUCGUCCUCCGCCACGAGCCUUCCUGUGCCUCCCCUGCCUCCUCUGGAUCACGGUGCCAGAUCGUCCUCCUCUGCUGGGGCUGCAGCCCUGGCCGACUCCCCUUGCCUGGAUGGGGAACAGGAUGCCACCACAACCUUCUGCAUGCUCAUCCCCAAGAUGCCCCAAUGGAAGUUCUCCAACUCCCUGCUCAGCCGGAGCCCGUCCAACUCCAGCUCCAGCUCCAACUCUAGCAAGGACUCAGGGAAGGCAGCAGCAGCUCCUUCCCAGGCCUCUGCCUCACAUACCACAUCCUCACACAGGCACAGUGUUGCGACCUCAGCCAGUGGCCCUGUGGCCAGUCUCGCAGCGGUGCUUAACUCCUGUGACCCUGUGUGUGUCACCCCCUGUUCCUUGCAGGCCAUCCGAGGGCAGAGAGCAGUUGCAGCGGCAAACUCGACCAGUCCAGGGGGCCACGUAUUUGGGGCCACAGAGGCCAUGGCGAGCCCUGGGGGUUCUAGCAGCUCCAGGUCAGGAAUGAACCGCAGGACAAGGGUGGAGGGCAUGUGGCUGGGGGGAGAGGACUUCACCCAGAAGGGAAGCUUCAUCCACAAACCCUCUCAAGGCUGGCUGCACCCUGACAAGAAGAUUGCAGGACCAGGGGCCUCUUAUAUUGUCAGGUACAUGGGCUGCAUUGAAGUAUUGAAGUCAAUGCGCUCCCUGGACUUCAACACGCGGACUCAGGUGACGAGGGAAGCCAUCAACAGGCUGUGUGAUGCAGUGCCAGGUGGAAAGGGCGCUUGGAGGAAGAAGGUCCAGAACAAAGCUCUCCAGUCUGUAAUGGGGAAGAGUAACCUACGAUUUGCAGGCAUGAGUAUUGCAGUCAAUAUUUCCAUAGAUGGCCUCGGUCUGCUCAUCCCUACCACAAGACAGGUGAUAGCACACCAUCCCAUGCAGUCCAUCUCCUUUGCCUCUGGGGGAGACACAGACACGCCUGAUUAUGUUGCAUAUGUGGCCAAAGACCCAGUGAAUCAGAGAGCAUGUCACAUCCUGGAGUGCUCAGACGGUUUAGCCCAGAGUGUCAUCAGCACCAUCGGCCAAGCCUUCGAGCUGCAGUUCAAACAGUACCUGCACAGUCCUCCCAAAACCAUGACAUCUAUGGACAGGUCUAUACGGAUGGAGGAGCCGAUGUGGGGGGAGGACGAGGACUUCUCUGAGCAUGAUUACUACAACAGCAUCCCAGGGAAGGAGCCUCCUGUUGGGGGAGUGGUGGACUCCCGCCUCAGGCCCAGUGGAGCCCUGCUGGGUCACAUCCACACACAACCACAGAGCAAAGGAGCAGCACAGAUGGGCUCACCAGCGAGGAGGGAGCAAGCAUCUUAUCCCCCUGGUCAGCUGUGCUAUGAGCUGCACUGGGACACUGAGACGACCAGCAGCUCAGGUCUAACAUCAGACGGUUACCUGUGUGCUGACGGCCAGCCACCAGGCAGCAGAGAUUAUGAGGAGCAUCAGUAUGUUAACACCCAGAGUCUGGAAAACCUGGAUUCAUUUGCACAGGGGCCCAAUGGACACAGAGGGCCCAGGCCACCUGACAGUCCCAAAAAGGACCUCUUUGACAUGAGGCCCUUUGAGGAUGCCCUGAAGCUCCACGAGGCCUGUGGAGGAGCUGCAGCUGGAGGAGGAGGUGUCCGGGUCCUGGAAGACCAGUGGCCCAGCCCUCCACGCCGUCGAGCCCCCGUGGCUCCAAACGAGGAUCAGCUCCGCAGAGAGCCGUGGUACCACAGCCGCAUGAGCAGACGAGACGCAGAAAAGCUCCUGGUCCGAGAUGGAGAUUUCCUGGUUCGGGAGAGCACCACCAACCCGGGACAGUAUGUGCUGACCGGCAUGCACUGUGGCCUGCCCAAACACCUACUGCUGGUGGACCCAGAGGGAGUGGUACGAACCAAAGACAUGUUAUUUGAGAGCAUAAGCCACCUUAUCGCAUACCACCUUAAGAACGAGCUGCCUAUUGUGGCAGCAGAAAGCGAGCUCCACCUCAAACAGGUGGUCAGGAGGAAACAGUGAGCCAUCUGGCCCUGCAUGGGACGCUGGAUUCUUGCACCCCCAUGCAGACACCACAGGAGAAAAACAAACCUGGAAAUCAUUUAUCCUGGAUGGAUUUUUAUCUGGAACAAAGGACAUCACUGACUUCAUCUUUCCAUGAACAAUAAGGAGAGUGAGGCAUCUGACAUCUCCUCGUACUUUCUCUGCCUUUUGCCGACCAGGAUCAACCAAACUAUCCCUCACCUGUCAUGAACUCCUUAGCAUGCAGCUAUUAAGCUAAUGAACCAACCAGAGUCCACCGUCUGACUAAUUUCAGAUGACAAAAAUUAAAAUGACGAGGACAUGACGUCGGGGAUCAAAUAAGGAUCUGAUGCACAGAGAAGUCCCACAAUGCCUGUAACAGUGAAGUGCUUCCAGUUCCCGACCAGGUCAUCCACCGAACAAAUAACGGACAUCACCAGAAUGAAAACUGUCACGUGGUACGGACACUAUUCACAAAACAAAAGAUGUCAGGUUGAUCAGUAGUUCAUUUCUGUAUCAGUGCAAGAAAUGAAAACACUGUGACUUUUGACAAUUUAAGAAAUGUCUGUUUCAUCGGAAUGUAAAGACUGUUUGUUCUUACGUGUUCACGGGUCUGCAGUACCUGACUCUGAGAUGGCACAAUGGAAACACACUGAGCAUGCGUCAGUGCUGGGUUUAUGAAAUAGCCACACAUUCUUCUGCAUUUUUGUUGUUGUUUCUCCAUGAUAAUCAAGGCACCAAAUCCCACUUUUGCAUUCAUACUAUCUGCAUAUAGACAGUGAAGUGGACAUUGCCUUAGAAGUUUUAUCACAUUUACCAUGAGUAUAAUUUGCAUUGUGUUUGUAAGGGCUGCUCAUAAUUUGUUGUGUUGUACAAGCCUGUGAACAUUACUGGUCAGACAUCAUGGGUUAAAAACUCUUCAUACAAACUCAGUAUAUCCAUGCCUAUAUUUCCACAUCUCCAACUUCAGUGCCUUAAUGACUACAGAGACAGGCAUUUGUGUCAGAGUGUAUAUAAUGUGCAUUUAUGCCCCCUCUUGCCAUGCCAAUGAAUGACUGAACAAACUUCAGGAUGAUUAAGCUCUUAUACUUGUGAACAGUCAUGUAAGCUGCUCUUGUUUUGGGGUAAAUGUUUAAUACUGUCCAACUGUGUCAUGACUGUUAUCGUCUCUACGUGUGACCCUCAUAACGAUCCCCUCAGUGAAUUUCGUAGAAGCCACAGACGGCGCUCCUCUACAGUGAUUGAUAUAAAAGAAAGGGGAUUAUUUGGACUUGAAGUUAAAUCAUUUAUUUGUCCCGGCUCAGGGAGAUACAUCACUUACGUUUGUGUCUUUACACGUCAGAGACUUGCUCAUUUGUUUCUGCUCCUUGGCCCCAUUGAUACUUUUAAAUCUUACUAGAGGUAGGUCGUGUGCGUUUUCAUUUCUCUCUGUGUUAUUAGCAACAUAUCUUUAAUCAGGCCCUCCACUGUUCUUGGCUGCAGCCUCAUGAAUGCACAGAGAGACGAGGCGAGCUAUGAGGCUUUCGGUGAGGUCCAAAUGUGAUUAUUUCCGAUCUCCCCUUUUGCUUUCUCAGGAAUUUCUCGGAUCUGUUCUCCUUUGAUUAACUUUAAUGGCUUUUUGUCAAUAAAACUAAUUGAAACGAGGGUACAAUUCAAA